Messenger RNA from Olea europaea var. sylvestris, 4558 nucleotides. Its product is annotated as auxilin-like protein 1. Gene Ontology annotation, cellular component: intracellular membrane-bounded organelle; vesicle; cytoplasm. Lineage: Eukaryota; Viridiplantae; Streptophyta; Magnoliopsida; Lamiales; Oleaceae. The transcript has 7 exons. Gene Ontology annotation, molecular function: clathrin binding. The record is from RefSeq and is a predicted model, not a curated record. The coding region runs from base 199 to 4323 and encodes 1374 amino acids. Gene Ontology annotation, biological process: clathrin coat disassembly; clathrin-dependent endocytosis.
UAUCACAACCUUUUCCCAGUUCAUAUUAUAAAACAUUUCUCUCUCUGUCUCUCCGCUUCUCGCUGUCUCAUACUGCAGAAUUUUUUUCCGUGCAGCAGAAACACUGACCGAAGAAGAAACAGUAACAAAAUUCAGAACCCAAUAAAAUCAACCAGAAAACCCUAAACUCGCUUGGAAAAAACCUUGCUUGCGAUUUCCAUGGAGUCUCUGUCUAGACCUCCUCACAGAAGAAAACACUCCACCUCCACAGCAAAUGCCUUCUCGUCCUUUUCCUCGAAAAACCCUUACGAUGAUGUUCUGUUAUCGAGCGGCGGCGGAGGGCGGGGUUCGUUGGGGACGAAGCUUGGAGUUCAGGAGUACGCUGAGAUUUUCUCCGGGUCGCAGCGCGAGUCGUCCAUUCCGGUUCUCGAUCUUUCUGGCCUGGAAGAACGUGCCGGGUCGGGUGAUUUUCGGAGCUCCAAGCUUGACUACUCCAAUAUUUUUGGUGGCUUUAGGGAUGAGGAUGUAGCUGUACCGUACGAACAGUUGUUUGCUGGAGGAAAAAUAAGAAAAACCUCUUCUGAUAAACCAAGGACUCCAGCAAAUAAAGGAUCUCCUCUACGAGAGUCACAUCGUUUAAAUUCUUCUGGAAAUAAUGAAGGUUUCCCAGUUGAGGCACUCGAUAAAUCUAUUGAUAGCACAAAGCAGCAGUUUAACCUGUCAUUCAAUAAGUCCGGGCAACAAAGUAGUGAUGGGUCAAAUGGGAAAAUGCAUGUAGCAGAACUCCAUGCUGUUCCUGGAUUUACUUCUUUUGUUGAUGGAACUGCACAUCUGCAUAAGACAGAAGGCAAUAGGCCUGCACCUUCACUGAAACGUGAAGUUAGUCGUGCCUGGAGUUUCAGUGCUGAAGUUGAACAAAAUCAUGGCGGGAAAUCUGAGGCACAUAUCUUAAAUAAUCAAAUUUCUGACAGUGCUGUCAGAGGUAAAGUUGAAUCAAGUUUGGAUGAAUCACAUAUCACUGAUAAACCGCUUAACAAAGAGAAAAUUAAUUUCAAAUCACACGAUUCAAAAGUCUUGCCACCUUCGAGUUUUCAAUCGAAUCUAAAUGAGCAGAAGGCCCACAGGCGAACAAGGUCAUCAAGUUUUGGCUCUAAAGCUGAUGCUUCAGAAAAUAUUGAUGGUGACUCUUCACUUCCUUUUUUUGAUGAGGAACUGGAUGUUAAUUCAGUUGCUGCAGCAUCUGCAGCAGUGUUAAAGAAAGCAAUUGAGCAGGCUCAAGAAAGUAUAAGAAUCGCUAAAGAGAUAAUGGAGAGGAGAAGGGAAUGCUUUCGAGAUGGUUCUAAACCAAGUCCUAGGGGCCGCUUGAAACUUAAGAAGGAUAAGAAGGAAAAAAGAAUUGUUCCUGACACAAACAUUUCAAAAGAGAACAAUGCUCCUACAAAAACAUAUGAAAGCCUAGAUUCUGUAUUGCCGGCAUUUGAGGCAGAUAGGAAAUUUGCUCCAUCCGCUGGACAAAAAGAGCUAAUUUUUAAUGCUGGUAAAAUUGAUGAGGAUAAGAUUCAGGAAAAUGUUGAAGUAGCUGAAGAAUAUGCUGGGGCAAGAAGUUCUCCGGGGUUGAAAAUCAAUGCAGAGGGUAAAACAUUAACUUUAGGUUCUGUACAGAUGAACAAUAGCAAUAACUCUGUGCGUUCGAUGAAUGAACUUGUAUCUGAUAUUAAGGAGAUAGAAACAGUUGAAGAAAUUUUGGACCAGACUGAGGUAGUUUUUGAUCUUAAGGGAGGACAAGCAAAUGUUGAUGAGCACGGGAAUUCGAGCAGAGUUCUUGAUGCUUCCCAACGGGUGCCUGAACUGGAGGAGAUUGUGGAUAAAGCUGGAGAACAUCCGAUAAUCAGCAAGGAUGAUGCCGAGAUAGAGGAGAAACGAAAUAUUUUUGAUGAAAAUGGGAAGUGUACUGAGAAAGUUGAAGCGCAUCAGGAAAUUGGUAAUGGGGAAUUGCCUAAGUUGCAGAAGUUGGUGUUUGACAAUCCACUAAAUGAAACACGGAAUCCGACCGAGAAGGAAAAGGAAAAAGAAGAAGAUCCGAGACAAGAACAAAUGGAGAAGAAAGUGGGGAGUGUUUCAAACUGGAAAGAAAAAUACCACCAACCUGGGAAGAGUUAUGAGGAAGAAGAAAUUGCUUCAAGGAAGGAAGACCCUAAUUCAUGGUUCGGAACUGAAGAGGAGCCAAAAGAGGCCCUUGAGAAAGAAAUCGAAGAGAGGGAACAGAAAGUCUUCCAAGAGGCAGGUGCAGUAGAAAAAAGGUUAGGUGGAGAUAAUGAACCAGAUAUUGAUGAGAAGAAACCUAAUUGUGCUCAUGAUGGAGAUGAGCUAGAGAUACGAGGAGAACAUGAGCGCGAAGUAAUUGGAGAGAGACAUGCAGAGAAUUCCGAAAAUGAAACAACUGAGAUGAGGCAGAUGAAUGAAAAUAAAUAUGCUGAAGAUCAGAAAAUUGCAGCCUCUCUGGAGGCUGAAGAAAUGAACAGCACACUAGGUGGAACUGGCAAACGUGAGGAUAAUCAUGAUAUAUAUGACUUUCAGGAGGCUAUUCUUGAGAAGAAUUUUGAUGCCUCUGUUGAUGCAUGUGAUAGUGGUUCAAGCACCAUAGUCACUCAGUUUCAGGAAGCCUGCACUGUUGAAUUAAAUGAUAACAGUGUAGAUGAAAAUCAACGAGAAGUUGAAAGUGAGAAAGAGAAAGGCAGCACAACGAGAGUGACUGAAACAUCUUCUUCAAUUGAAAAGAAUGAGAAACAAGAACCAGUUGAAGAAGCAUUCCAACAGGAGGACAAUGAAAUGCUCAAGGCAGCUUCCUUGAUUCGAAGUGCCUCUGAAAUGAAUUUUGUCGGUAGCAAACUGCACAAUGCCUUUGAAGAUCUUUCUUCUGAUGGCAUUACUGAAAAUUCCAGUGACACAGAUGUGAGCAAUGAAGAAAAGUUGCCAAAGUAUGGGGAUGCUUUCAGAACAUCUGACCAAAUCCACAAUGCAGCUCAAGAGGAGAAUGCUAAUGGAAACUACAUGCAAGAUUUCACUGAGUUCCAUGCUUCUGGUGAAAAAACGACGGAACUUGAUCUCACAGAUGUAAAAGUUCCAGUGGAACAAACUUCAGAGAUUGAUGAAGGAUCUGAUUCAAUUUCCAGUCUUGAAAAAAUAGAUGAAUUGUCAGAUCAUGAAACCCAAACAUUUGCAGAAAGUGUGAAGGAUGAGGCCUUUAGUAAGGAAGAAGGUACAGAUGAUCUUGAAAUGACUUGCAAUGAGGUGCAAUACGUUGAGGAACAAAAUGAAGGGGAAUCUUCUGUACCUAGUGAGGCCAAACAGAAUGAAGAAUCCCUGGAAACUGAAAGUGGGAUGAAAACAGGCCAAAACGAUGAGAACAAAUUCUCUACUGUGGAAGAUGGAGAUGCCAAAGAAAAUGUUCCUGAAGUUCAGAAGAAAGAUUGCCAGCAAAGAAUUGAAGCUAUUAAGAGGAAAAGAGAGCAGGAAAAAGAAAGAAUAGCUGUCGAGAGAGCAAUUCGAGAAGCUCGUGAAAGGGCAUUUGCUGAAGCUCGAGAAAGGGCAGAAAGGGCUGCCUUGGAAAGAGCAGCAGCCGAAGCUCGGCAAAGAGCUAUGGCAGAGGCACGAGAGAAGCUUGGGAAAGCCUCUGCAUCGACUAAACAAUCUGCCGAUAAAGCCAUCAGUGAGUCCAAGCUCAGAACUGAACGUGCUGCAGUAGAGAGAGCUACAGCAGAGGCUCGUGAACGUGCUCUAGAGAAAGCAUUCUCACAGAAAACUCCCAAUGAGGCAAAAACACAGGCUGACAAAUUUUCUGGUGUCUCCAGAAAUAAUGCAUUAAAACAUAGCUAUUCUUCAUCGGACCUGGAGAAAUUUGAUGGAAAUAAUAAUGAAUCAGCUCAAAGGCGUAAAGCAAGAUUAGAGAGGCAUCAGAGGAUAAUGGAGCGAGCGGCAAAAGCACUUGCAGAGAAGAAUAUGCGAGAUCUUCUUGCUCAGAAAGAGCAAGCUGAGAGAAAUAGAUUAGCAGAAUCUCUUGAUGCUGACAUUAAGAGAUGGGCGACUGGAAAGGAGGGGAACUUGCGUGCACUGCUUUCGACUCUGCAAUAUAUCCUUGGCCCAGACAGUGGUUGGCAACCAAUUCCCCUAACUGAAAUCGUAACAACUCCUGCUGUGAAGAAAGCUUACAGAAAGGCAACCCUUUAUGUACAUCCAGACAAAUUGCAGCAAAAAGGAGCUAGCAUUCAACAAAAAUACAUAUGCGAAAAGGUUUUCGAUCUUCUUAAGGCAGCAUGGAACAGAUUCAACUCAGAGGAGAGGUGAAUAACAUGCAAUGCAGAGGAAAUAGCAACUGUGAACAUUCUGUGAUUGCAUUUAGUUCCUUGUUUUCUAUUUAGAGGGAGGGGGCUUGUAGAUACAAUUGACGAAACUGAAAAUUUAGCUGUAGGAAAUUGCCUAUUUUCGUGGUAGAAUGAUGUACUAUAACCUGUGACAUGUUCAGAAUUUAAUUAUUGCUUGCCCCCAUUAAAUUAAAUUUUAUUUUUUUCUCUUUAUUUUC